Molecule: messenger RNA, 612 nt
Organism: Blepharisma stoltei
Lineage: Eukaryota; Ciliophora; Heterotrichea; Heterotrichida; Blepharismidae
Source: the annotation of a GenBank genome assembly
AUGAAUUUUUGUAAUUUGGGAGUAUGGGAAGGGAUUUUAUUUGCUCUUGGGAUAUGAGUCCUUUUAAAAAGAAAAAUCGAGAACUUUGAAAGGAAAAAUUGUCUUGUAUGCGAAGGAGGAGUCGAAAACUUAAUCACUACUUCUUGUGGACAUAAAUUUUGUGGUAAGAGUAAUUAAGGAGAGUGCAUUUUUGAUAAUUAUAGCCAAGGAAGAAUAUUAGAAUGUCCGGCUUGUAAAUCUCAAAUAUCUCUGCUGCUAUUCGAGAAUGCUAAAGGGUUUUCAAAUGAAACACUAAAAGCAGUCUCAAAAUUUAACAUAUCAAAUGUAGAGAGAACUUUUUAUCAAAUUAUGUAUGAUUCAAUUUUUCUUAUUUGAAAUCUAUUAGCCACUGCUUCAAAAGGCUCAUAUCCAAAAUAUUGGAGAAUUUACUUUGCUCUUAUUGCAGGAUUUCUUCAUGCAUGCCUAUUUAACGAUUUAAUUGAUGAAUUUUUUAAAGUGCCCUUUGCCUUGGUUUUUAAUUUAUUGACAAUGUUUGGAAGUUUAGUUUUAUCUUCGCAGCUUUAUUUUAAUGCAAAGGUCUCAGAAUCAGCACAGAUUUUACUUGAUAAUUAA